CUGACGUCAAUGCCAAAGUAAACGGAGGGCUGGAUCCUGUAUCCCUGGGCUUCUCGCAGACCGUCCUGUCAUUUCAUCUCCGAACAUCUGUGGCCGGGACCGUCUGCACCUGCGAGAUUCUCAAGUUUAAAUGUAAAAUAUUUGGAGACAAGAUCAUAAGAAUUCAUGAACAGCUGGAUGGGGUUCACAGCCCUACAUGUAAGGUAUAUCCAGCCCUUGAUGAGGACCCUAUUAUUAUCUUCAUGAAGGUUCCACGGUGCUGCUCUCUGCUGCCCGAUUUCAUCUACAGCAACUUACCAUAUGUGUGAUAACGAACCUCCACUGACUGCAUAACUCAUAAGGUUGGUUUGGGGGACUGACCAUGGAGUGCCUACUCAGCAAAAUAUCCAACAACACAACGGGUGAGCAGGGACUGAACACAUCUCUUGCCAACACACUCAAAAUCCAAGUGAACCAACUGGCAGACUUAGAUGAGACAUUACACAGCAAAUUUUAUGGGCUCUGGGUGGCCCUGCUGAUCAUUAACACCCUCAUUUUCCUCAUUGGGAUAAUAUUAAACAGCUUGGCCAUUUAUGUGUUUUGCUUCCGAACCAAAGCCAAGACCACGUCAGUCAUCUACACCAUCAACCUGAUAGUGACGGACCUCCUGGUGGGGCUCUCUCUGCCGACCCGCAUUGUCAUGUACUACAGCGCCGAGGCUUGUCCAACCUGUUCAUUUGUCCACAGCUUUACCUACUUUGUAAACAUGUACUGUAGUAUACUCUUCUUGACUUGUAUAUGUGUUGACCGCUAUAUGGCCAUCGUGCAGGUUGAGGCAUCACGAAAGUGGAGGAAUCCCAACUAUGCCAAAUGCUUCUGUAUUUUUAUAUGGAUAUUUGCUGUGGUGGUGACCUUCACCAUCUUGACCACGACCAUUAGUCACCCGUCGUGUUGCUAUUUUCAGCUCUUUACUCUGACUAUCUUCGAAUACUUUGUGCCUCUUAUCAUCAUCACUUUCUACACCCUAAGGAUCAUGUGGGCCCUGUCCAGGUCAACCCUCAUGAACCAAAGUCGGGAGAGGCGCAUGAAGGCCGUACAGCUUCUCAUCACCGUGCUCAUCAUUUUCACGGUGUGCUUCACGCCCAUACACGUCAGCCAAGUGGUCUUCUGUGCCAGUCUAAACAUGCCUCGGGAUGUCAUACUUAUCGUCUACCAUGUCACAGUGACGCUGAGUAGCCUUAAUAGUUGUAUGGACCCUAUAGUCUACUGUUUUGUCACCAACAACUUCCAGUCCACUAUGAAGAGCAUCUUUAGGAAGCAUCGACCAGAACGGAAAAGCAUGGACAUUGUGAGUCUACACAAAAACUCAAAGGGUUCAGGGACAAUCACAGCGAUUUCCAACGCAAUAGUAAGCUUGCCAUUACAGAAUAGCAAUCUUAUAUAGUGUGGUCAAUGUGGUCACGUGACUCUGGACAAUGAAUCGAGCAUUCUACAAUAGACACUGUAUCACUAGAUACAUAGGACUGGUGAUAAAGACCAGAAACAAAGACAAGAUGCAUUCCAAAGACGACCUAUUGCUCAUGGAGAUGUAAAGCGGGAAUUCAGUCGUACUGUAGUUUUUUUUAUAACUUUUCAUGAUUUUUUUUUCUUUUCUAAUGAAAAACAAUUUAUCCACAGGCCAAUCUGAUGUGUGUAAA
Molecule: messenger RNA, 1676 nt
Organism: Bufo bufo (common toad)
Lineage: Eukaryota; Metazoa; Chordata; Amphibia; Anura; Bufonidae
Gene: GPR20
Product: G protein-coupled receptor 20
Exons: 4
Coding region: 362-1423 (353 amino acids)
Biological process (GO): phospholipase C-activating G protein-coupled receptor signaling pathway; positive regulation of Rho protein signal transduction
Cellular component (GO): membrane
Molecular function (GO): G protein-coupled receptor activity
Source: RefSeq, a predicted model, not a curated record